AUGCGGUCGCUACAUUUCCCGUUACAAAUAGUUAUUUUCUGAUCGAACUGUCCCUGGUUGUUCUGUUUCAUUCUGGCUGCACGUAUAACGUAUAGAGGGUUGACGUUGGAAAAUUGAACAUUAGAAGCAUUGUAUACGCAUAGAAUAAUGUACUGUAAACAACAUUAGAUAAUUCCAACAUUAUGACUGAACCGGUGAUUCAUGUUGUCCUGAUCACUUUACUCGUGUUUUUAGUGGAAGCUGCUUCAAGACCCAAUAUUGUUGUCAUUGUAGCAGAUGAUUUGGGAUGGAAUGAUGUCAGUUUCCAUGGUUCAGAUCAGAUAUCAACUCCACACCUAGAUGAACUUGCUUAUAAAGGUGUCCUGUUAAAGAAUUAUUAUGUAUCUCCUAUCUGUACUCCAACCAGAGGGGCUUUAAUGUCAGGCAGACACCCCAUCCAUACAGGAUUACAACAUAGUGUUAUUAUGGGGUCAGAACCUUAUGGUUUGCCAUUAAAUGUUUCUAUCAUGCCGGAGUGGUUACAGAAACUAGGAUAUAGGACACAUAUGGUUGGAAAGUGGCAUCUAGGAUUUUUCCGUAAGGAAUAUACUCCCUUGUAUAGAGGAUUUGAAUCUCAUUAUGGAUAUUACCUCGGAUGUGGUGAUUACUAUGAUCACAGCUCAGAAGCAACGCCUGAAUAUUUUGGAUAUGAUUUCUGGAGAAACAAUACAGUAGAUUAUACCUCAAUAGGACAAUACUCAACAGAAAUAUUUACUAAAGAAGCUGUUAACAUAAUCAACAAUCACAAUCCAUCACAGCCUCUGUUCUUGUAUUUACCUUACCAAGCAGUGCACAGUGGUAACCUUCCAGAUGGAAACCCACUACAAGCUCCAAAGAAAUAUAUCAAAAGGUUUCCUAAUAUCAAGAACAUAAAACGGAGGACAUAUGCAGGAAUGGUAUCUGCCUUGGAUGAUGCUGUAGGGACUGUUGUUGAUGCUCUGAAGAUACAAGGUCUCUAUGACAAUUCUGUAAUCCUAUUUACAACAGACAAUGGAGGACCAGCCAAUGGAUUUGAUGGAAAUGCAGCAAAUAAUUUUCCACUCAGGGGAGUGAAGGCCACAUUGUGGGAAGGUGGAGUUAGAGGAACAGGUUUUCUGCAUUCACCAAUCUUACAGAAGCAAGGAUAUAUUGCAGAACAGAUGAUUCAUGUUUGUGAUUGGUUACCAACAUUAUAUAGAGCUGCUGGUGGUAACCCUAAACAAAUGAAAGAUCUGGAUGGAUAUGACCUUUGGGAUAUGUUAUCGAACAAUGGAAAGAGUAUAAGAACAGGAAUGUUACAUAAUAUUGACCCUUAUGAACCUAAAGGGGCACUAAGACAGGGAGAUUAUAAACUUUUAUAUGGAAAAAUUAGUAAGACUUGGGGUGGCUGGUAUCCACCAUGGCAGGUGGAUACAGAUAGUGAAACAUAUCAUUAUGAUAAAAUGGACUCAUAUAAUAUUGAUGAAGUUAUAAAAUAUUUUUCAGUGUCAAACCGAAAUUCAAAGGAAUUUUCCAUGUUUUCUCCAUUAAAGAUUGACUGUGGUCCUGUACCAGCAAAUGCCAGCACAAACUGUGAUCCAGAAAUGAAACCAUGUUUAUAUCACAUUCCGUCUGAUCCUUGUGAAUUUCAUAAUAUUGCAGACCAGCAUCCUGACAUUGUACUAAAUAUGAUGAAUGUCCUCUCUCAUUAUAACUCUACUAUGGUGCCUCCACUUAACAAACGCCAAGACCCUGCAGGGAACCCUAGGAAUAAUAAUGGAGCUUGGGUUCCAUGGAUGAAGUAAUUGAUGAUUGUUUAAGCCUUAUUAUCAAUACAAUCUGUUAUUAUCAUCUGGUAUCUGUCAUUGUUAUAAAUGUUAAAUUUUGUCUCUUCAUGAAUGUAGUUGUAGAUAUUUGCUUUCAAUUCUGUCCGUCUAUACUUUCAAAAUUGGACAAUUCUUUGUUACAUCUAUUCUCAUACACCCAUUGUGAUAUGUCAGUAAUAGUUUACCAAUGACAACAUAUAUCCAAAAUUUUAUCAAGAAUUGCUUGAUUUGUCAUGAAUACAUAUGAUUAUAUU
Messenger RNA from Mytilus californianus (California mussel), 2077 nucleotides. Its product is annotated as arylsulfatase J-like. NCBI's taxonomy places the organism in Eukaryota, Metazoa, Mollusca, Bivalvia, Mytilida, Mytilidae. The record is from RefSeq and is a predicted model, not a curated record. The transcript is spliced from 10 exons. The coding region runs from base 183 to 1802 and encodes 539 amino acids.